AUGCUGGAUUCCCCUUUACCAGCUGUCGAUUGGUUUUACUGGAGCAUUCUUGUUGACGCUGCUUCCGAGGUAAUCUCCUUCAAUUCCGAUGCCAGGCCGGCGAGAUUGCAUCCUCUCCGCUCGACCCCUCUCGUUGGGCCGCUCGUCCGCCGUGCUCUCGCUCGCCGCUGUGCGGACGGUUGGUGUUGUGGGUGCGCGGAGUCCGAACGUCUGACGUCGCCAGCACUCGCCUCUCGUCGUCAAUGCGUGGCCCCAUCUCGGCGACCCGACACACUCUCAAGCCGGCUGCUUGAGCUCUCCACCUCGGCCCUGGCUCCGGACUCACUCGGCCCGCCCAAUCCUGCAAUGAAUACGGCCCUGUCUGCUCUGCCGUUUCCGCUCUCCACCAUGACGCCUCAGUCCGUCAGGCCGAGUACUCUCGGCCUGAGGACGCAGCCGCGCUUGGCCGGCCGGCCGAUGGAAGGCGGCGCAGAAAAGGAGGGCAGAAACUGGCCAAAAGUGAGGUAA
This is a messenger RNA of Protopolystoma xenopodis, 507 nucleotides long. The record is from the annotation of a GenBank genome assembly. NCBI's taxonomy places the organism in Eukaryota, Metazoa, Platyhelminthes, Monogenea, Polystomatidea, Polystomatidae.